AUGUCAGUGCCGUUCAAGAACAUCUACCAUCUGCGGCAUGUAGCAGAGACCGCGCAGAAACCGUGCAUCAUAUGCUACAAACCCACCAACGCAGUGCUCGUAUCCGAAGAUGGCAAGAACGAUUUCUUCUACACCUGUAAAGUACACCUGACUGACAGCGGGUUUGCGAUCCCCGUUACGAACCCAGCCGCCGAGGCCGCGAAGCGGAAGCAAGCGGCUCUAGCGCUCGAGAUUGAGAAAGUGAAGAAGGAAUGGGAGAAGAAGCAAGGGAACCGAAAGACUGAACGGGAAAGGAAAGAGAAGGAGCGGUCAAAGGAGAAGGAACGGGAUAAGAAGAAAGAAGCGGAAGACGACAAGGCGGAGAACACUCUCGACAAGCGCGACAAGGCCGAGCAUAAAGAGCAGCUUGCGAAGCUAGAGACGCAGAAAGAAGAGGCUGAGAAGGAGGCUGCGGCCGAGGUUCGGAUCUUCAAUCUCAACAAGGCUAUCUACGCGAUGCGAAUCAACAAUUGGCGGAAUAUACAGCGAUCAAAGAAGACGGCCGAGCUGUUACGGAAACCUGGCGGCUUGCCGUCAGUGCCAUCUUCGCUACCGGGCACGCCGAAACCUGCCGAAGACGAGGACUGA
Myxozyma melibiosi is the source of this 627-nucleotide messenger RNA. Its product is annotated as VPS4-associated protein 1. The transcript has 2 exons. The record is from RefSeq and is a predicted model, not a curated record. Gene Ontology annotation, biological process: vacuolar transport. Gene Ontology annotation, cellular component: endosome. Lineage: Eukaryota; Fungi; Ascomycota; Lipomycetes; Lipomycetales; Lipomycetaceae. Bases 1 to 627 code for a protein of 208 amino acids.